This is a messenger RNA of Dufourea novaeangliae, 750 nucleotides long. Its product is annotated as hornerin-like. NCBI's taxonomy places the organism in Eukaryota, Metazoa, Arthropoda, Insecta, Hymenoptera, Halictidae. The transcript has 3 exons. The record is from RefSeq and is a predicted model, not a curated record. The coding region runs from base 1 to 750 and encodes 249 amino acids.
AUGUGGCGUGUCGGACCAAUUGUGCUGGCCCUUUUCGUCUGUUGCGUCUUUACCGAGCACGUGACUGGCGAAUCACGGCCAUCUUGGAAAGAUGUCGAUUUCCUUCGUCGGAUCGUUCGCGAAACGGAGCCCUUGGCGAUCGCCACGGAAAUUGAAGAUCUUCUCGGUGAAGGAAACGCUCCGGAAAAUAAUCGAUCGCCCAAACAACGUAUGAAAAAUGGAUCUGGGAAAUCAGACGAGGGCGGAUACUACAAGACGUACGGCAGCGACGCCGAGGGCGAGAAGGGUUACUUGGAGGCGACCUAUAGCAAGGGCAAUCACGGUUAUAAGACCCUCGACACCUUCCACAAGCGGGACGGCGACAAGUACGCAUUCGAGAAGCACGUUGCCUAUGGCAAAGCGAAUGCUGACAAGAAAAGUAGCCACCACCACCACGACGACGAUGCCAGCUCCGGUUCUGGGAAGGGCGAUGAUCACGAGGGCGCAGGUACUGUCGUCGAUAGUCAUUAUACGACCGACGAGGGGGAUCUUCGCGGUCACAGCGGCGAGCACGUCGAUGCCAGUGAUCAUGGAGGCCAUAGUGAGGGCGAUGGUGCACGGUAUACGGAUCAUGGGCCAGAAUCCUCGAGUUACGGUCAUGGUGGAGGCUACACGGCUGGAGACGGGGAAAACGGUUCUUAUGAAAGCCACAGCUCCUAUUCGAGAAGCUAUGGCGACGGUGAUGGGCACCGGGGAGGACAUUAUUAUUAA